GCUUUCUGCUCCUCACCUCGCAGACACACGUUGUAGUCCGUAAAUCUUAGGCUCCUGGGGAAUAGCCAAGUUUACCUUUGCAUUAGAAGCCAUUUUUCCUGUCUUAAGUUUUCCCAGUGGGAAUGCAAAUGAUGCACAUUCAAACCGUUUUGUGAAUGAAGGAGUGCUAAGUCAUUUUGCAUCACUAUGAUUUAGGAAUUUGGAUAUUCUAGAUUUAAAUUAUUAUUAUUAUUAUUAUCUUUUCCAUAUGUAGCUCUGGCUGUCCUGGAACUCACUAGGUAGAAUAGUCUGGCUUUAAACUCAGAGAUCCACCUGCCACUAUGCCCAGCUUUAAAAAAAAUAAUGAUAAGUGUUAUUAUGCUGUGCUGUGUUACCCAUUAAGUGGCACUGUUUACCAUUCGAGAAAAGCCAGGAGGCACAACAAAACCCACUGUAAGAGUUUAUUAGGGAAAGGAGACAGGAGGCGGGUGCUUAGGCCUACGGGAAAUGAUGGUGCAGGGAGAGAGAGGAGGAAGGUCUGGGACCCUCUUUUUAUGGAUUUCACCGCAACGUGUGCAUAUGGGCGUACAUAGCUACAUCAGGCAUGCUCAUAGAUUACAUGACCACGCAGCACACGGAUUACGUAGGACAUAAGGCCCUGGGAUGACAAAGCCUCUUGUUUGGCUACUAGACCAUGUGCAGUCAUGUAGCUGAGGGAGUGGCCAGGAAUUCUAUCAAUAAGUUCGGAUGCUAAUUUCUAGACUUGGUUAGGAUAAUGCAGUCUUGAAAAGUGACUACUCCUAUUCUGUACAUAAAACUUUAAUAAUAGUUAGCAAGAUAGUAAAGCCACACACAGUAUUAAACUACCAAAUUUAUCCAGUGCACUCCACAUAUCAUAUACCACGGCAGCCACUGGUGAGCUUAAAAGAAACUUAGGAAAAAGUAAAUGUUGAUUUGGGGCAGUUAAUCAUUUAGUUACGUUUCAGGGUUUUUUUGUUUUGUUUUUUUGUUGUUGUUGUUGUUGUUUUUUUUUUUUUAGAGACAAUUCUAAUUAUCAUUUGAAGGAGGAACCCCCUUUAAAAGCAAUUAAAGGGCCCCAACUAAGGGAUCCAAAGGUAUUGAAAGAGGAAUACUAACAGUAACAUCUCUUUGCUCCUUUAAUGUUUGCUCAAAUUUGGGGUAAGGUGGCACUUAACAACUAUCUGUCAAAUGCCUGUGCUCAAGGGUCAGGCAGUGGUCUAGAUCCUUGGGCUAGCUAGAAUUGUCAUCUGGAAAAUUGUUCAACAAAAAAUGAUGGCCUGUACAGAAUAAACGUUCUAUGCUCAUUCUGCCAAGUUCCAGAGAAUAAAAAGAAAGUGGAGCAGAUUGAAAAUUAAGGAAACAUUAAUCUGACAAGUAAUGACAUUGACCUGUUUGUGGGAGACAUCAUUGCUGGGCACUGUAGAACGAAAAUGCUAAGAACAGUUACCAGAGAUAAUUAUUCGUAGUGAUGGCUUACAGAGUCGUAAACAAAAGAAGGCAUGUGGGACUACAACAGCUUUCAUCAUUUGCACAAACAGGAAGAAGUUUCCUAGGCCCAGUAAAAGCCUCCAAGUUUAUUACAGAUGCAGAGUGUCAUGAAAGUAUGUUAAUCAGCUCAACAGUCAGGCUUCUCGAAGGUCUGGAUUUAACCUGUGCAGUUGGGCAGCUUCUCAACGAAGCAGUUCAAGCACAGAAUGGCACAUACAGAAUUGGAACCAGCACUCUUUUGUUUCUUGUUGGUGCAUGGAGCAGUGCUGUUGAAGAAUGUCUCCAUCUGGGUGUUCCCACUCCAGCAAUAGUUUCAGUAAUGUCCGAAGGCUUGAACUCUUGCAUUGAAGCAGUAGUUUCCCUUCAAGUACCCAUAUACAAUGUAUUUGACCACAUGGACAACACAAGUACAGUUUACAAACUUGAAACAGUUGAUGUCAGCUUGUGUCCUUUUCUCCAAGUCCCUUCAGAUCCUGGGUCCUUACAGGAAAAGCAUGAUUUCAAAGAUGCUGCAUCUCAGUUAUUGUCUGUUUACAGUCUUUCUGGGAGACAUGUACAAUCACCCAAACUCUUCAAAACUCAGGCUAAGGUUGAAACGGAAAAAAACACACCACGAGCUCUGCAACACAGCCGGUAUACAGACUCUUUCUGCAGGAAGUCAGCAUUAACUCACAGUAGGCAUUUUAGUAGGACAGAGCAUAGCCCCUGGAUAAGCAGACCUGAUGGAUUUCUAGAACAGUGCGGAUCGACUCCCAAAACUUGGAGAUGCAGUGAUCUGGUGGAGUUAGCAGUUGGCUUGAGCCACGGAGACGGCAGCAGCAUGGCCUUGGCAGAGGCAGCUGUGAGGCUGCAGUGGCAGAGUGUGCGUCUGCAGCAAGUCAACUCCGUGGCACCGUUUGUGUUCGACCUCUCAAGACUCCUCACUUGCUGUCUCCCCGGCUUACCUGAAACUUCUUCUUGUGUUUGUUCAGGAUAUGUCACUGCUGUACCCACGUCUAGUAGUGCUCUGAUAAAGGAAUUGCAGGAUCAGCCUUUCCGAGUGAUUCUCAUCGAGGGUGACCUCACACAGAGUUACCGCCACCUGGGAUUCAAUAAGUCUGGAAAUAGGAAGACCGAGUUAGAUAGUGGGAAGCUUCCAGGAGACAGUGCAGAAGAACUGUGGACAAAGAGUGUGAUGCAGGUGUUAGUCCAGUUCGAUGUGAACCUCGUCCUGGCACAAGGAAAUGUAUCUGAACAUCUGACUGAAAAAUGCGCGCACAGCAAGCGACUGGUAAUGGGGUCAGUGAGUGGCAAUGUGUUGCGAGCGUUUGCAGAGGCCACGAGAGCAGUGCCUGUAGCCUACGUUACCCAAGUGAAUGAAGACUGUGUGGGCAGUGGGGUCUCUGUGACCUUCUGGACGAGUCCUCAUGAUACAGACAGGAACGACAGAAUGGCAAUCUUGUUAAAAACAGAAGGAAUUAAUUUGGUUACAGCAGUACUCACUUGCCCAGUAAGUGCUCAGAUGGAAACCAAGGAAGACAGGUUCUGGUCCUGUGUACAUCGUUUAUAUCAUGCCCUAAAAGAGGAGAAGGUCUUCCUUGGAGGUGGUGCUGUUGAAUUUUUAUGUCUUAGCCAUCUUCAAAUUCUUGCCGAGCAAUCUAUAAAUAAAGAAAGUCAUGCUUGUUCAGGAUGGCUUCCUGAUUCUUCCUCUUGGAUGGCCUCAUCUCUGUCAGUCUACAGACCUACUGUGUUGAAGUGCUUGGCAAGUGGGUGGCAUGAAUACCUGUCUGCUGUCAUGUCUAACACUGCCACUCACCCAUCAGCAGUGGAAGCCAGCACGUUCAUUCAACAUCAUGUACAAAAUGCCACCAACUCUGGCUCUCCUUCAUCUUACAUCUUGAGUAAAUAUAGUCAACUAAGUGGUGGAGUUUUUCAUUCAGGUGUUUCAGAUAACCUGGCGCUAGUUCCCAGAGUUUAUGAUACUGUUACACCAAAGACUGAAGCGUGGCGCCGAGCAUUGGAUUUAGUACUCUUAGUGCUUCAGACUGACAGUGAAAUCAUAACUGGACUUGUACACACACAGAUAAAUUCACAGGAAUUAGAUGGAGUUUUAUUUUUGUAGGGUUAGCCAAAUCUUUGGAAAAUAAGCUGUAUCAUAUUAAUAAAUUUUAAGAUUUUG
Peromyscus maniculatus bairdii (prairie deer mouse) is the source of this 3646-nucleotide messenger RNA. The record is from RefSeq and is a predicted model, not a curated record. Lineage: Eukaryota; Metazoa; Chordata; Mammalia; Rodentia; Cricetidae.